UGUGUAGCUUUUAGCUUUUUUUAUCAAAAGGGUGAAAUGUGAGGAAUCUAAGCCUGCUAUUAUGAAAGGUUUCUGUAUUUGAGGGCAGCUUUGGUAUAGUCAACCAAAGCCAGUGAUCAUCCCUUAAGCAUUAAAUUAUGUAAUGUUUGGUUAUUGCCCAUCAUGUAGAUGAGAGAUUCAAUAAUUUCAAUAAUUUUAUUUCAAGUGAUAGGAAUCAAAUAAAUGGGUCACAGGGGCUCAGUGUAGGACUCAACGGGUUAAUUGUCCCCAACCUACCUGAAGAUGCGUAAUCACUUACCAAUUGAUCUGGUUCAGCCUGAAAUAUGGUUAUAAUAGGCAAUCCUACAGCUAAAACAAUGUAUAUAUCUGUGGUAGAGGCAGUAGAAUCUUCUGCCUCCUUAAAUCCACUCCCAGCAUCCACAAUAAACACUCCAUACUGGCUGAUACUCACCUGGCUCUGUACCAGAGCAUAUUAUGCAAAUGCAGACAGAAUAGAUUUAAUCAUAAGAUGCUCAUAUCGGCAUCUGCUUUGCAAUUACACUGUUGGUUGCUAGAGUGGAUAUAACUGUUUUAGCUUCAGCAUACAAUUACCCGCUUCAUUCAAGUCAAUAAACUUUUAUUUCAUGUUGCAUAUUUAGUACAUGGCACCAGCAAUGCACUUAUAGUCUUCGUCUCAAACAAUUUUUAGUUGUUUGUAAAUGAUACAUUGUAAUGCUGUAUGUGUUAAUUGUGGCUGGUAACCUGAGCAGGCAGCUAUGGCAAACUAAAAAUAGCCUCUAAGGCCAUAACUGUUCCAGACACAAGCUAAUCUGUCCUUGUUCUAAACGGGAAGAUCUGUGCCUAACAAGGGAUUAAUAUGCACUCUGUUUAAAUGUUAGUUUAUUGAUGGGAUCUAAGUGUACAUUCUACCACCGAUUGCAUCACGUAUAGGUGCAAUGAAUACAUCUUUGAGUAAUGACUUUCAGACAUUAAAUGAAGACAGGAAAUUGUAUGCAGUUGACUCGCUGAAUAAUUUGAACAAGCUAAAACUCUGCACCGGUGACAGCCAAGUUAUACAGCAAGCAGUUAAAGGAGAAGGUACAAAUAUGCGGCACCAGGAGUCCCAGACUACACAAACAAAGAAGACUAUCCUUAUACUACUUAUCUUGAUAAUGCUGGUUACGCUUAUACUGUCAUCCUGUGCAUUAUAUUUCUUAGUGCAGAUGAAUUAUCUAUCUGAUGAAAUAACACAAAAGCUGGAAAAACAAGGAAGAAUUAUUGAAGAGCUUGCGAGAGUUAACCAGUUACCCAAUAGAAACCAUGCAAGAGUUUGACUGAACUUGUUUGUGUUUUAAACACUAUACACUGGCCACAAUGGAUCCUUCAAUCAGUCAGUAGAAAGUGGUCUACUGACCAAGUUAUAGUGAUAUGAAUAAAUAGGUGUUCGUUCUUUUAUAUUAUAGAGGAAUUUUUACAUGUCAGUUUAAGAAAGGACUAAAAAAUGUAUCAAAAUGAAAUCUUUGUUUGUUAAUAGACAACAGACCUUAAUUUGAAAAUAUAAUAGAAUGCAAACUUCUUGCAAUGUCUGUUUUCUAGGAAUACUACAUAGGUUUGUAUGUAUGUUUUCAUUAUUAUUAUUUAUUCAAAGCUGUUUGCAUUUCUUCUGCUUUAACCCUUUCA
Molecule: messenger RNA, 1659 nt
Organism: Xenopus tropicalis (tropical clawed frog)
Lineage: Eukaryota; Metazoa; Chordata; Amphibia; Anura; Pipidae
Gene: lsmem1
Product: leucine rich single-pass membrane protein 1
Exons: 4
Coding region: 936-1313 (125 amino acids)
Source: RefSeq, a predicted model, not a curated record